Molecule: messenger RNA, 756 nt
Organism: Closterium sp. Naga37s-1
Lineage: Eukaryota; Viridiplantae; Streptophyta; Zygnematophyceae; Desmidiales; Closteriaceae
Source: the annotation of a GenBank genome assembly
AUGACGGCCGUCGGCGAUGACGGGACGGCGAAGCCUGCCGACCGUCAGUUUAGACGGAAGUACGCGCUGACGGACGUGCUGCGGACGUCUGCGGGCCUCGACCCGUUACCUGCAACCCGCCUCCUUCCCUGCAUCCCGCCUCCUUCCCUGCAUCCCGCCUCCUUCCCUGCAUCCCGCCUCCUUCCCUGCAUCCCGCCUCCUUCCCUGCAUCCCGCCAGCCCCUUUCCUCCUCGCGUCCUCCCUCCGCCCCUCCUCACCAUUUCCUUCCGCGCCUCCCUCGGCCCUCUCUCUGUCAUUUUUAUCUUCAAGAAUAUGAGACGCUGCCCGCGGCAGUACAAGCAGGAUAUGGAGUCCCUGUUUCCCGGGCAGGACGUGUCGAAACUUUUGAUUCUGCCCACGCAGCAGAGGGCGCGGGUGGAUCUGGUGAACACAGGCGAGGAGGUUGAGAAGGAGAAGGACCGUCUAUUGGAGACGUUCGCAGCGUUUACCUCGGCUCUUGUGGAGCGCCUCUCUCAGCAGGGCCACUUUGCCGACUACAUCGACCCCUGCUCUGGCCUCCCUAUGGUGAACCGCAAUAGUCAAACAUACUAUGGGGAGGUGGAAGCAGCACAGACGCUGCUGGGAUACCCCGUGGCCAACGCUGGCUGCUGUAAGGUGCUGCUACACCCCCAGUGGGGCUCUGCCGUCUACCCAGCCACCUUCUUCACGUCCGCUCCCCUUGAUGUACUGCUAGAGGCGUUGAAACAUGUCAACUGA